GAUUCCGCGGGUGAUUCCUGAUUACGUCACUUGUUCGGUACUGGAUGUCUGGACUCUUACCUGUGAUUGGACAGCGCAGCUGUCAGUCAAUGAGAUGGGCAUGGUGCUUGGCUGGAAGGCGACUGGGCGGGGUUAUGUGCCGGGAAGGGAGAACGGCGCUUGUCUGACCCUGAUAGACCAGCUAUGAUGAUUCACGGUUUUAAAAGUAGUAAUCAAGACUUCAGCUUUGGACCAUGGAAGCUGACAGCCAUCAAGACCCACAUUAUGAAAUCAGCAGAUGUUGAAAAAAUGGCAGAGGAGAUGCACAUGCCCUGUCUCCCUGAGAUGAUGUUCGGGGACAAUGUCUUAAGGAUUCAACACUCCUCUGGUUUUGGUAUUGAGUUCAACGCUAGGGAUGCACUCAAAAGAGUGAACAAGAAUCAAGGGGCUGUCAAAGUAGCCUGUGCUGAAGAGUGGCAAGAGAGUAGGUCCGAUAGUGAGCACAGCAAAGAAAUUGUGAAGCCUUAUGACUGGACGUACACAACGGAUUACAAGGGAACUCUGCUGGGCAGCAACCUGAUUUUUGAUGUUGUCCCAACUGCAGAACGUAUUAACACGGAGAAACUGAAGACCAGAGAGCAGAUCAUGUUUUUUGAGGAAGUUCUGCUGUUUGAAGAUGAGCUACAUGACCAUGGGGUCUCUAGCCUGAGUGUCAAAAUUAGAGUCAUGCCUUCCGGGUUUUUCCUUCUCCUCAGGUUCUUCCUCCGAGUGGACGGUGUCCUCAUGCGAAUGAAUGACACUCGACUCUACCAUGAGUCUGACAAGACAUUCAUGUUGCGAGAAUACACAUCCAGAGAGAGCAACAUCAGCAGCCUGAGUCAUGUACCUCCUCCCCUCUUCACGGAGCCUAAUGAGAUCUCUCAGUACUUGCCUGUCACAGAAACCAUUUAUGAAAAGUUGGAAUUUCCAAUGUUACCACAGACAGAAAGAGGUGACUCUGUAGGUCCCAUAACCGUACCACCGCCAUAAGUAGCACACUUAAAUGCCUGUUUUCAAGAGUACAGAUGGACUUGCAUUCACACCACAAAAAUCCACUUUACAUAGAAACUUUUUUUUUUCCUUUGUAGCCAUUGAAGCACAAACUCAUCAGAUGUUCCACAGAGAUCACAGUGCUGGUUACAUGUGUUUCUUCAAUACCAAAUGCCAUAGCAGGUUUCUAUACAUUUUCAUAAGGCACCUGCAGACAUUUACCACGUUGCCAGUGUUCUGUAAUGUCCACCGGAACUAUACUGUGGUGUGAGAUAGAAGUGGACAUGUAAGACGAUGCUUGAUGACCCAUACAUUGUAUUUAAGUGACUUUUCAAGCAAGGUUUUUGGCUUGAUGACCUUUGUCUACUUUGCAUCGUUGGUUGUCAGUCAAGAUGAGUGUAUUCAGAUAUGCCUACUCAUAAAUGAUCUCUGUUUGAAGUUGUCUUUCAGUCUGUAUAGAACUCUGCUAAUUGCCGUCUAGGAAAUCCUUCCCCCUAUAAUUGUACCAGUUUCAUUAAAGGUAGCAAGAAAAUCACAAUAGAAUUAUUUGCUUGGUUAAGUCCUACCGCCCCAUGAAAAUGAGGGAUCUAGCAAUAAAGCUGGAAACAAUACUUUAUUAAUAAAAAUAUUAAAACAA
This is a messenger RNA of Pseudophryne corroboree (corroboree frog), 1645 nucleotides long. It is a transcript of the gene TIPRL, whose product is annotated as TOR signaling pathway regulator. Gene Ontology annotation, biological process: TOR signaling. Gene Ontology annotation, cellular component: cytosol. The coding region runs from base 184 to 1008 and encodes 274 amino acids. The transcript has 2 exons. The record is from RefSeq and is a predicted model, not a curated record. Lineage: Eukaryota; Metazoa; Chordata; Amphibia; Anura; Myobatrachidae.